Malaya genurostris is the source of this 2259-nucleotide messenger RNA. It is a transcript of the gene Tbh, whose product is annotated as tyramine beta-hydroxylase. Lineage: Eukaryota; Metazoa; Arthropoda; Insecta; Diptera; Culicidae. Bases 256 to 2127 code for a protein of 623 amino acids. Gene Ontology annotation, molecular function: dopamine beta-monooxygenase activity; copper ion binding. The transcript is spliced from 4 exons. Gene Ontology annotation, cellular component: secretory granule membrane. Gene Ontology annotation, biological process: dopamine catabolic process; norepinephrine biosynthetic process; octopamine biosynthetic process. The record is from RefSeq and is a predicted model, not a curated record.
AAUCUACGAAUAAAUUAGAUCGAAAAGUGUGAUACGGCUUCAGUUUACCGGUUACCGCCGAACAGUGCGGUACAGUUUUCUAGGUGCUGCCACGGGUUACCAUGUGUUGCUGCGCUCGCCAUCGCAUGUAAAGUGCAAGAAACACUUUUCGAAAAGGGGGAAGGUGUUGCAUACCGAAAUAAAAAGAAGGGGAAAAACGUGAAGAUUAAAAUUCAUAAUUCAUGAAUUAAUUAGCAGACAUUUCUUCAAGUGAACAUGACUUACCAAGUCAAGUUACCAGCGAAACAGAUAGUGCUAGUUGUGGCAGUUUUUCUCUUCGUUAGUGCCAUCCAGGAUGUAUCAUGUUUCAACAUCUCCGCCAAUCAGAUCCACACGCUCAACCUGGAUCGCCAGAAGCUGAAAUUGACGUGGAUGAUGGACUGGUACCGGAAGGAGGUGUUGUUUCACGUUCAGAACACCUUCCUGCACGGGCGGUACAAGUUCUUCGCAAUCGGUUUCUCCCCUCGAGGUGAACUGAAACGGACCGACCUGUGUGUGUUCUCCAGCCAGGGUGACGGUAUGUACCAUCAGGUGCUGGAUACUUAUACCUCACGGGACUUCAGUCGGAUCUACGCGGACACCACGCAGGACUGUAGCGUAAUGCGGAUCGAUGAGAAAUCGAUUGCCUUUCGAAGGAAGUUCGAUACUUGUGACCCACAGGAUGUGGCCAUACACGGCGGGACCAUGUACGUGGUUUGGAUGCGUGGCAGGAAAGAACUGGAUUUCUCGGCGAACUGGACGUUACUGCCAAAGAUCAGUAAAAGCGAUCAAGGAGUCUUGCCGGUGCAGAUCUUACGAGCCGAUGCGAUAGAAGUUCCUGAAGAGAAGUCAUUGGUGAAAAAACUUGAUAUUCGGUUGGAUCAAGCCAUCAUUCCUGCCGUGGAGACGACUUAUUGGUGUAAGGUCCAGCGGUUGGAACCUUGGUUGGCUCAAAAGAAACAUCACCUAGUACAAUUUGAGCCGAUUAUAACGAAUGAACACGUGGUUCAUCAUAUGGAGGUAUUUCAAUGUGUCGCCGAUUCCAAGCAUGAAAUUCCAGAGUACGAGGGUAGCUGUGCGGACAUGCCCCCGGAAGCGACGAUCUGUAAUAAAGUUAUGGCUCUGUGGGCUAUGGGAGCAAGUGCUUUUACGUAUCCACACGAAGCUGGUCUGCCAGUGGGUGGAAAGGAAUUCAAUCCGUACGUCCGGUUGGAAGUACAUUUCAACAAUCCGGACGUGAAAACCGGCAUUAAAGAUAGUUCCGGAAUGCGCAUCAGUGUGGUAUCGAAGCUUAGAAAACACGAUGCUGCCAUUAUGGAACUUGGUUUAGAGUACACGGACAAGAUGGCCAUACCACCCGGGCAGGUUGCAUUUCCCCUGACCGGUUACUGUAUUGCAGAAUGCACAAAAGUUGCACUACCAUCUGAUGGGAUUACGAUUUUCGGUUCGCAACUGCAUACACAUCUACGAGGUGUACGAAUUCUUACCCGCCACUUCCGCAACGGAGUUGAACUAAGGGAAGUCAAUCGAGACGAUUUCUAUUCUCAUCAUUAUCAGGAGAUUAGACAGUUGCGGUAUCGACCGAAAAUCCUACCGGGAGAUGCUCUAAUGACAACCUGCUACUACGACACACGAGGAUACGAAGCAGCUACCUUGGGUGGGUUCUCCAUCAGUGACGAAAUGUGUGUGAACUAUAUCAGCUACUAUCCGGCGACCAAACUGGAGCUAUGCAAAAGCGCCAUCUCGGAGAAAUCUCUAUACAACUAUUUUAAAUAUAUGCGAGAAGUGGAACAACAGAACACGGUUCGGCCUGGGGAAGGCCGAUCCGAUAACUACCACAACAUUCAGUGGACCAAGGCUAGAGCUGACCAAUUGCUUGAGUAUUAUCUAGAGGAACCGCUGAGCAUGCAGUGUAAUCGAUCCGAUGGCUUCCGAUUUGAUGGAUUCAACUGGGAAGGAGCACCAGUUACGGAAUUUAGCCCUCCGAGGCGAACCCUCAAGGAACAUUGUAAGAUACCUUCCGAGUUGCACUGGUUCAAGCCACUAGAGGUCGGAAAGUGUGACGCUUUCGGAGACUGCAUCUACGCUGACGAAAAAAUCAAGGAGUAAAAAUAAGUAGUUUGAUACCAGUGAGGUAUAAAAUACGAAAUCAUUUCAAAUGAUUAGAACCAAAGCACAGUUUUCUGCACAAAAUAGUUCUCACAAAUAAAAAUCAAAUUUGUAAAUAUUAUCACAUCAAAA